GAAUACAGUCUGACAUCCAUUUCCUGCUAUUCAUUUACGCGAGCCGUGCAGAACAUGCCACCUGCUACCAACGAUUUGGAUAAUGAAGCAUGUACUAAGAAGCUGGUACGACCAUUAUUCUCGACCGUAUCUUUCGAACUAUGAUACAUUAGUAACGAGAGAAAGCUUCUUAAUUCUAUCACUUCAUCUUUUGAAAUUGCAAACUCAAUUCCCGACACCUCCAAGAACUUUCACAUAAGAAUACAUGUACCGAUCAAGUUGACAACUUGUUCUUUGCAUUAAAUCAUGUGCAAACACUGUCCUCCGUUAAACCCUUGGGAAGACGGGUAUCAAGAUACUCGAGACCCACGCGAUGGAACCUUCGGAAACUUCAGCCUACUUCCAAUAGAAAUUCAAUGCAAGAUCUUCAAAGAGGCAUUGCCAACCCCCCAGGUCAUCAAUCUUGCUUUUAAAAUCACCCAGUCCCGCGACCACAGCGUGCGGAAAAUCUUUCGUGAGCUGGAAAUUUCCAUACCCGCAAAUCCCAGCAUGCUUCCACUACUUCAAGCCUGCGCCAAUUCACACGCCGAGGUAUAUCGAAACUUUGAGAAGAUCGAAAUUGCAAGUUUGGGUACGAACACUCCUUUCAAACUCUCAAAUCCAGUGAUGGGUAUUCCUCCACAUAUUCGUGAUUAUACAGUCUUCAACAGUUCGAGAGCAUCUAAGAAGCCUAACACGAGAAGUUAUACUUACAUGAGAGCGGAUGAAGAUAUCCUCAUGUUAGAUGCUGCUGACGUCGUCACCUUGUACAGCUAUGGUGGUACUAUUUCAAUGUCUACCGUCAAGUGUCUGGCGCUCCGAAGUGCCUCUCCUGAUGAAAUGACUUGGGAGCUUCCUGGAGACACGGUUGAUGGAAGCUAUGAGGUUCGCCGUUUGCACUAUUUUUUCAGGAUUAUCAGUUUACAUUGCCCUGCACUCUCAAAGGUCUAUCUUCUCAUUGAUGGCCGCAAUUGUUUUAACUUCAACGAAUCACCAGUCCAAUACCGAAAAUUGGAAUUACGGAUCCUAGAAAUGGACAGCGAGUUUUUAUUUGAAGACUUUAGUGGUAUGGGUGCAAAAUAUAAUUCUGAGGGAGAGUUUGAAAGAUCAACAAAAUCAAGUCUUCAACAUGAUGCCAAUUACAUCAUGGGAGAUUGGAAGCUCUAUAGGGAAGCUGUCAAUCGGAAUGUUGCGAGGGAUGGAGACGUUGUGAAUUUUUGGAAGACCAGGGAGCCAGUGGCGGGCUUAGUAGGCUGGUUCUAUUCAGAUGACCAAGAUGACCCUUCAAUCGUUCCUCUUCCUAGGAUGUAUGUACCAUCUAUGCUAGCUUGGCUACCGGCUCAUGCUGAUGGUACUAUCGUAGAUAGGUAUAAAGGAUUGACGCAGAUUUUCGACGGCGCUCCGUGGUAGAUUUAGGGAUUAAUGAGCGAGCGGGAGGAUACCUAGGCGAACAAGAUUUGAGGAAAUCCGAUGGGUUAGAAAGUCUUACAAUCUAGAAUCUAUCAGCAUAUUCAAUCA
This is a messenger RNA of Botrytis cinerea B05.10, 1536 nucleotides long. RefSeq lists its product as hypothetical. NCBI's taxonomy places the organism in Eukaryota, Fungi, Ascomycota, Leotiomycetes, Helotiales, Sclerotiniaceae. The transcript has a single exon. The record is from RefSeq and is a predicted model, not a curated record. Bases 286 to 1428 code for a protein of 380 amino acids.